AUUAUUCGUUGUUCAAUCAAGCUACCUCCUUGCGUCAUUUUGUUAUAUCAGGAACAUUCAAUCGCGCUCCUCACCUGUGACGCGACUGACAGAAGUCAAGUUUCAACCGGAAUUCCCUGCCAGCUGGUGCGAUCGGAAACCUUCCAAACAUCGGGGCCGCUUUCGAGCACGUCGAUACUCACUCGUCACUCCUUGACGACGACGAGGAUCCGCUUGCUCUCACGUCGAGAUCUAACCGCAACUCCGUGCAUCGGAAUUCUCUCACCUUAGAACGGAAGAAGUACUAUUCCAUCAACGACGACGGCAUGCCAGUCCUUCGCACUCGCGACAUGGACGGAAACUCCAUGAUGCCGACCACCAAUAUGGACGUCUUAGGAACUCGCCCUGGCAACCUUGAAAUGGCCACCAACGGCAUUGGAACCCAUCAGCGACAUCGCCACGGCCAGCAGAGCCUUCCUGUCAACAACCUGCGCCCUCUGGGUGAGAAUGGUUUCCAAUUCUCUUCGGUCAAUGGGUCCGGCGAUACGACGCCAACCAAGACGGGUGCUAUCAACCGGCACUCACUAGAUGCGGCCAAGUACACAUCUGAGGCAAAACGUCGCAACAGUCUUCUCAACUAUCAGCCUUCUCCGCAGUCUAUGAUGCAGUCUACUACUCAGGCAACUCCCGGGACUGCACAUGUAAUGCCAAAGAUUCCAUCUUCGUUCUCGACCAACGAUGUCCCGACUUUGAACUCGUUCAAGAAGAUGAACGGAUUUACUCAGCAUGCAACUUCGUCCGCCUCCCAGGGUCCUGCAUUCGCUCCAUCUCGCCUAGAGAAAACGAUCCACCCAACAUCGUCACGUGCCCUGGUCACUUUGGCUGAGAACAACAUUGACAACAAUAUUGAUUUGGUCGCCAGCUUCAAUGGCAUGAACCUGGAUGAAGGACGAUCUGUUGCCUCACAUACUUCCAGCCUGCAAGCAAGCGCUGCGCCAUUUGGACCUUCGGUUUCCAAGACUAUGACAGGCCCUUCAGAGCUUCCGCCUUUCCCAUCUCCUCCUGAGGAGAGAUGGGGGGAGCCUGAAUUGUUCAACCCCCCGGAUCCUACCGAUCCACGACUUCGACGCCUCGACUUCAAUCGUCCGGCAAAUGUGACCUGGCCUGCACCAGCAACAAGCCGCACCUCCUUGGCUCAGCCACCGUUCAAUUAUCAGCCACCCUUUAGCCAUACUGCUCCCAAUCAAUUUCACGAUAGCCAAGCCCAAGUCAUCGCAUUGAGGCGCGCACAGAACAGUGAAGACAACGCUCGCUGGAAUGAUGUGGCACUCACCGACCUCAUCGGCCAAAUCUGGGAGAUCUCAAGGGAUCAGCAUGGCUGUCGCUUCCUUCAACGCCGGAUUGAAGAAGGUGACGCUGAUGAAAUUGCGAUUAUCUUCGGAGAAGUCAAGGAUCACAUCUUCGAGUUGAUGACCGACCAGUUCGGCAACUAUCUUUGCCAGCGCUUGUUGGAGAAUGGCACUGAGGACCAGCGCACCGAGCUCAUUCGCAACGUUUCUCCUCAGAUGAUCCAAGUGGGAUAUAACCAGCAUGGGACUCGCGCGUUGCAGAAGAUGAUCGAAUUCGUCGACACUCCCGAACAGGUUCAUCUCAUCACUGAAGCUCUUCGCGACCAUGUUUGCAAGCUCAUACAGGACAUCAACGGCAAUCAUGUCGUCCAGAAAUGCUUGAAUCAUAUGAGCCACGAGAAUUCCGACUUCAUCUACGAGGCCAUUGGCAAUGACAUGCACGUUGUUGGGACUCACCGUCAUGGUUGCUGUGUCAUUCAACGCUGCCUUGAUCACGCGAGCACCAUUCAGAAGAAUCGCCUCGUGAAGCAGAUCAGCGAGGCCGCAUACACCUUGGUCCAGGAUCCAUUCGGCAACUACGUCCUCCAAUACGUCCUCGACAUUGGUGAGGUUGUUUACACCGAUUACCUUUGCCGAGUCUUCGUUCCGCAGCUUCCUGUACUGUCUCGUCAGAAGUUCUCGUCGAAUGUCAUCGAGAAAUGUAUCCGUUGCUCCAGCCGCGAGGCUCGGAACGAUAUGAUUGAAGUGCUGUUGAACCCACGAGAACUCGAGUCGCUGAUCAAGGACAACUAUGGCAACUACGUGAUCCAGACAGCUAUGGAGCAUAGCGAAAGCGAGACGCGCACUCGUCUGUACGAUGCCGUCCGACCCAUGGUCAGCAGCAUCCGAGGAACUCCCCACGGCCGCCGUAUCAUCCAAAAGCUCACGGCUUAUGAUAAUCGGAACCAGAACAGCCGCCAGCUUCCUUUUACCACUGGCGCAAUGGCUCCAACCAUCUCUCCGUCCACCUAUAGUGUGCCUGCCCAAGCGCAAACCGCUCCUCACCCCCCGCCUGUUGCCCAACAUCCUAGCAGCAACUUUGCGAGCGGUUACCCGCUCUAUUCAUCCGCUCCGCCGCAGUAUUACACUGCAGCUCCAGCGAUGCAAGGGCAGCCUGUCUUCGGGCUUCCAGUUGCCGUGCCGUCCGCUCAGCCGCCGACCUACGGGCAGGGGAUGCCAAUCGCGCCUCAGCAGCCUUAUGGCUUUGCGCAAUACCAGCAGCCUUAUCAAGGAUUUCAAUACCGUGGUGUCAAUCAGCAACGCAACCAAAACUCGCAUUGGCGCCAUUAAACGCACCGUACAUGAUGAUACGAUCCUGGACAUACUCCGCGAACAUGCCUCCAGGAAUUUCUGCGAUGAUAUGAUGGCCUUCACGACGAGCGGCACUUGAUGG
Molecule: messenger RNA, 2760 nt
Organism: Eremomyces bilateralis CBS 781.70
Lineage: Eukaryota; Fungi; Ascomycota; Dothideomycetes; Eremomycetales; Eremomycetaceae
Product: ARM repeat-containing protein
Exons: 3
Coding region: 306-2657 (783 amino acids)
Biological process (GO): post-transcriptional regulation of gene expression
Cellular component (GO): cytoplasm
Molecular function (GO): mRNA binding
Source: RefSeq, a predicted model, not a curated record